AUGUCAGCCCACUCUGUUUUUGAAAAAAGUAACGAAAAUGUGGUCACUUUCGAUAUACCUUUAACAAAUCCUGAAAACAAUGUAGUAUAUCUACCAAAUCUCCUUCAAGGCUUUCAACAACAAGUCUCAGCAGACGAAAACAUGGAUUUGGAUAUUUUGGAACAGAAUCCUUCCGACGACUUUAACACAAAAACUUUUGAAGAAUAUAUUAUUGCAGAAACAGAGCGAUACUUGACCAUUCUUCAAAAUGAUACAACACCAGCGGGCUCGGAGUUCUACGCAAUUUCCCGUCCAAACGCGUCACAAGAGUACUUUGGCGCUGCUACUUUUAAACUACCAGAACAAUUUAUAACGUUGUUCAAGCCUGCGACUCCAAUCGGCUCACCUGAGAAACCACAGAAAAAGAAACAAGCCGGACCAGGAAGACCUCGAAAAAACCUACCACAAGAAGCUAAGAAAAUUGCAAGUCCACCCAAGGAACGAAAAAAAGACGCGGCGGCGGCAGCUUCUGAAGCUUCAGCAGAACCACGUAAAACACAAAGAAAGAGGAAAGUUGGUGCUGUUUCUAGUGACUCCAAAGAAAUAAAACCAAAGAAACUUCCUAAGGGAAACCCUGCAAUAGCUGCGCUAACUAUAGAAGAACAAUUUGAAAGUUGUUUCUCCUCAAGUUCGCUCACUACUUCACUCACAUCAACACCAGAAGGAGGAUCACCAAUAGAUACUCCAACUCCGUCUCGGCCUUCAACUCCUAGCAAGAGGCCAACCAUUGCUACAAUCACCAAUACAGUUGAUAUUAUGCCAAAGACUAGCAUGAAUAGGAAUAAUCCAACGAAUAGCAACAAUAACAAUACUACUAUGACUACUCCCUUGACAAUAUCAUCUGAUUCAUCUUCAACGACUCCAUAA
This is a messenger RNA of Ambispora leptoticha, 906 nucleotides long. Lineage: Eukaryota; Fungi; Glomeromycota; Glomeromycetes; Archaeosporales; Ambisporaceae. The record is from the annotation of a GenBank genome assembly.